AUGUUCUAUUUUUAAACGUAUAAUAAAUGUUUUUUUUAAUAUAUUAACUUUAAAAAUUGUAUGUGCCCCUCCCUAGACCAAUUCCUAAAUCCGCUACUGGUCUAUAUUCCAUGAUACUCUUAUCAUUUAAAAAAUAGUUAUCAUUUUAGACUUUGCACAGAACCAUACAAACGCAAAAUGAGAUGGUGUGCAUGCAGAAGGUGAUCGUUCAGUGUAUAAAGUUUACCACUCAAAUGGAUGCCUUGUUGGGUAUUAUAUCUGCAGCUUUGGCUUUUAUUACGUUAAUUGUAUUUUGGGUCAAUUCAUACCAUACGUAUUGGGCAAAACGGGGAGUCGAGACGCUGCGUACGACGCCACUAAUAGGAAACACGCAAAACAUCUGGCGACUAAAGGAACCCAUGGUGAUCAAUUUCAAACGGACUUAUGACCACUUUAAAGCCAAAGGCAAAAAAUACGCCGGAUACUACUUUUUUAUGAGACCAGUGUUUGUGCCAAUCGAUCUGGAUUUAAUUAAAACGAUUGGCAUUCACGAUUUUAACCAUUUCACCGAUCACAUCGGUUGUCUGGACGAAAAGGGUGACCCCUUGAGCACCCACCUAUUUAACCAAAAAGGAGAUCGAUGGAAAUUUUUAAGACCAAAGGUGUCAGCUACAUUUACGUCGGGAAAAUUAAAGGGAAUGUUCGACGGUAUGUUACGUUACAGCGAGCAAUUAGCUGAUUUAAUUUGCAAAAUGGCUGAUCGCACCAAAGCUAUUGAUAUUGAGCACAUAUCACUACUAUACACCUCCGAUAUCAUCAUCUACAAUAUCUUCGGAGUUAAAAGCAGAAUGAUUAUGGGUGAAGAAUUUGAGUUCGAAAGGUGUCUCAAGAAAUUGCAUGGUGCGGAUUUCAGAAACGCAUUGCACAAGCUACUUCUUUUAACAUGUCCCGACUUGUAUGCCGCACUUAAAAUGAGAACUUUUGAUAAGAGAAUGACAAACUUCUUCAUGAAUUUUGUUAAACAACGUUUAGAGCAACGUUCAAAAAGUAAUGUUAAGAAGAAGGAUUUUGUUCAACUGUUGCUCGAGUGUGGCUCAACUUCAAACGGAGAAAGCGAACGUCCGUUGAGUUUGGAAGAAAUCUGCGGGCAAUACCUUGUUUACUUUUUUGCAGGUACCGAUACAAUUUCUAGAGCAAUAUCGCUCACACUAUUUGAGUUAUCGGUUAAUCAGGACAUUCAAGAGAAGGCUAGAGAUGAAAUCAAAAGCGUUCGAAACAAAUUUAACGGAGAGUUUUGUUAUGAGGGAGUUCUUGAAAUGAAAUAUUUAGCAAACUGCAUCACAGAAUCACUUAGAAAACACCCGCCUGUAGCGUUAACCACGCGAGUCUGCACCAAAAAGUACAAAGUGCCAGAUACCGACGUUACUAUAGAGAAGGGAACGUAUGUUUGGAUUCCAAUCCACGCUAUGCAUAUGGAUCCCGAAUAUUUUCCAAGUCCUGAAAUCUACGAUCCUGAUAGAUUUACGGACGGAACCAAAACAAAUCCCAACCCCUUUGCAUUUAUGCCCUUCGGUUUCGGUCCACGGAUGUGCAUUGGGUCCAAGUUUGCAAUGUUGGAAGUAAGCAUCGUAUUGUCGCUUCUCCUUUCGCGAUUCAGAUUCUCUGUCCAUCCUGAUACGAAAAUACCGCUGAAGUAUGAAGCUUGGGCCCUUUCGCGACAUCCGUCACCCCCCAUAAAGCUACUUGCUGAGAGAAUAGAUAAGUCAUGAUCAACGUUCCUCUUACACGUAGAGCUACAACAUAAUGGGAGCGAAUUUUAUUCAAUGUGUAUAAUUCAUGUCUGUGAUAACAUAAAGGAAUACUUGUACUAUAACAAAAGUGCUUGUCGAAGAACUGGCCUCCAAAGUAAUCGUUUAGGAAAUAAAAAUCCUUAGAAUUUGACCGAGAAGUGCGCGCUCAUUUCUGUUGAUUGCUUUCACUUGGGAGACCUUUUGUGAGUAUAGGCUUUUGAAUGUUAACGACCCACAGAGUUCAAUCCGAUAACUUCAUGCCUCCUCUUCCGAACGCCAUGUCAAAUGUUCAAAUACUGCAAUACUUUUGGUUAAAUAAGUGGAUGCUGAGGGGGUCAUCCUGUUCGUUGAUUUGAUCGGUGAAAUGAUUAAAAUCCUGAAUACCAAUCGCCUCGAUUACCUAUUUCGAGAUCGAUUGGCACGAAGGAAAUAAUAUCUGGCAUACCAUUUACCUUUGGUUUUGUCUUUUUUAAGUAGAUGUCUAUUGGUUCCUUUAGCAGGCAGAUUUCUUACGUGUUUCCAGGUAUAGUGGCGACGUAGGCAGUGUAUCGGUACCCUUUUUCCUUCAAUAUGUAAUAAGAGUCAUCCAUUUGAAAGUAAAAGUUCUUUCAACACUGCUGUAAUCAUUUGUGACAAAAUAACAUUGCAUAACCUAUUUAGGUUUACGGUUCAGUGCCGGGUCUGUAUAUAUAAAUUUAAAUAUCUUUAAAACGGAGUAUCGUGGGUUGUAGGAUAAAUUGGCGAUUGUAUAGUAUAGAUAAGAAAAAAUUACGCAGUAGAAUCAUCACCAAACUGACGAAUGUAGUUUCAACUUAAAAAUAUGACCUCAGAAAUCUAUGGCUUUGUGGUAAAGGGUAAUUUGAGGUUUUUACGAUUAAACGUAAGGUAUCUAGGCGUUACUGGCUUUGUUUUAAAACACCUUGAUCAGUAGGAAGAAAUUGUGUUUAAUCUCUGCAUAGCGAGCAUAGGAAGGUUUUGUAGACCAAGUGCUUUACCUCGUGCGUUACUUACCUACACCAUACACGUCAGUGCAAAGCUUAAGAUCUAAGUUCUGAGACCUCCUAGACGAUGAGAUUUUUGUAUUUUAAGACUGAGGGUCAUUAUCCAGUACUGGUUUCUAUUACAAGAUUGCUAGAUUUAUUUCAGAUGCAGAGUCUAGAUAAGAGACGAAAAAUCAUUCAAUUAACUUAAUUCAUGGUUCCGUUAACGACAUCAAUUUACUGAGUCAAGUUAAUUUUUUAGUACCAACUUAUUUCAAUCGUAGUAAAUUUCUAUUUCAUAUUCCUCACUCACACACAAAUAUGAUGUUUCAUUCGCCAUUAAUUGCCAUGUUACGCCUCUAUAACAAUGUUUCGUUGCAUAUCGACAUAUUUCUUGCUUCUCAAUCUUCUUUUCUCAAUGUGUAUUGAUACUGUGUAGUUUUUAUGAAUUCAU
Molecule: messenger RNA, 3203 nt
Organism: Photinus pyralis (common eastern firefly)
Lineage: Eukaryota; Metazoa; Arthropoda; Insecta; Coleoptera; Lampyridae
Product: probable cytochrome P450 6a17
Exons: 3
Coding region: 183-1748 (521 amino acids)
Molecular function (GO): heme binding; oxidoreductase activity, acting on paired donors, with incorporation or reduction of molecular oxygen; monooxygenase activity
Source: RefSeq, a predicted model, not a curated record